Molecule: messenger RNA, 531 nt
Organism: Guyanagaster necrorhizus
Lineage: Eukaryota; Fungi; Basidiomycota; Agaricomycetes; Agaricales; Physalacriaceae
Exons: 3
Source: RefSeq, a predicted model, not a curated record
GAGGCCGUGACUAUUGGGCGCUCUCCCGCUGGGCACCUAUUUGUUCCACAACUCAUGUACAAGCCUCAUACCAGCAGCGACCGCCGUCGGUAUGUGGAGGAGGUCAAUCUGGAUCCGCCGAUAUAUUUUUGGGUUCAGGAUCCGUCAGAAUGUGGUCUACCUUUGUCUGACGCUUUGCACUCACGUGUCAGGCGUCUAAUUGAUCGUGACGAACCAAUGUUUAAGGACCGAGGGCCCAGCGUUUCGGUGAGAAUCGAAUGGCCUGGUUAUCGUCCGUGGAGUCGACAAAUCCCAGCAAGGGAUUUUCGAACACCGCCAUGCCCUAUCACCCGCUCCAAAUUGGCAAAGAACGUAGCGAAAUGUGUGCAGCGAUUCAUUCAGGAACGACAAGCGGUACCAAUGGAAGACGACUCGAGCCCUGACUGGCGAGUUGGCACACAGCCAAAUACGAUACGGGUUGAGGAUCUUGUUCUCGUUAGCUUGCAUCAUGUGUCUAUGGGAUCUUGGCAGCCUCAUCUUAGACUUCGUCGG